GACUGGCUCUCCCGGCCACUUCAACUCUUCUUACGCAGCCGCCGCCCACACGAAAAGCGACUUUCUGGCCUAGAACUGUUACCGCUUGAACUUUUACUCCAUAUCACAAGAUUUUUGGCAAUCACCGACAUUAUCUGCUUAGGUCUGUGCAGCCGAACGCUAUAUGACUUCGUGACAGGUCUCUGCGAUCUCAACCCAGUGCAACGCAACAAGUCGAUAGCUAUUUCUGCCCUCAGCAGACUAGUCCGAGACCUCCCUCGGAUGUUCUGCUGCCACUACUGCGCAAGAUUGCAUCCUAUAACCGACGUCCGCCCCCCAGCAGUUGAUCAGAUUAUCUUCACAAAAUGCCCGGACCUGGGAGCUCCAUAUCUGUACCGGGGUGAUGGUCCACUGCCUUCGCUAAUGUGGUUCUUUAGGGUCCACGGUCUGCCCAGCGGAUACAGAUUCCAACACUGCCACCUGGUAGCCGUGCUACAGAAUCACACUUUUGACGGCUGCUUGGGGAUAGAUUCUGAGUCAUUGGCCUACACCGAGGUGGUUGACUAUCCGGCCGAUCCCGCCAGAACGACUCUGUUGUCAGUGGAAGGACGGGUCUACGUGCCUGCUGGAGCUGGCCCGACACCACCAUCGCUAGUUCUGCAGAUACAGCAGUGGGUAUUAUUUGAUGAUGACGACGUCGUCUUCUCCAACAGGGACAAUGAUGUUUCUCUUUCAGUCUUCCAGCAUCGGUUCAUUUGCGGAGCGCAGAAGCUGGACACUGCGGUGGUAAUGGACGCCAUUCGAUCUGUUGUCCAGCAGCGGGGAUUCUCUUCUCUGGACGAGCAACCGCCGGCCGCUACGGAGUGUAUGCGGUGCCCAAUUUGCGAGGUCGAGUUCCAGAUUGCCCUUGAGGACUGUGGCAAGGAUGGAAAAGCAGUGAUCAUUACCAAAUGGCUAGACCUUGGGGCGGGAAUG
Molecule: messenger RNA, 954 nt
Organism: Aspergillus aculeatinus CBS 121060
Lineage: Eukaryota; Fungi; Ascomycota; Eurotiomycetes; Eurotiales; Aspergillaceae
Exons: 1
Molecular function (GO): protein binding
Source: RefSeq, a predicted model, not a curated record